GUGAGAAUAUUUAUAGAAGUUCAUGUAUUUUUUUAUUGACGGAGAUACUGUUAGAGGGAGCACAGGUUUAUGAGCAGAUACAGAAACAGGAGAGUGGGUUUCAACCCAUGAUUAUAUUGGCUGCCCUACUAAACUGUCCAACAGUACUUUCAGUUUAAAUCAAGUCAGCGAUGAAUGUAAUUCAGAGAGUAGUCAGAAAUCCGAACAUUUGAGUCUCCCUUUUACUGGGCCAUAUGCCACAAGCCUCAAUGCUGACCAAAGGAGGACGUGUUUCAUUUUGGAGUUAAAUGGUUGUGGAUUCAAUUUACUACAUAGGUGUGAUAGUAACUGUUACAGACCAGUUAGAUAAGGAAUGGCCAAAGAAAUGCUCCUUCGCAGAUGCCUUAGUUGUGCAGUGAAAACUUUCAUUAGACAGAAGGUGACAACUAAAGAGAUUCCAACAUUAAAAGUUCCGAUAAAAAUGCUGCGAAACAUCGAGAAAGUAAAACUGAAGAAGGUUAUUUAUGAAGAAAGUCUGAAACAACAACGGAAGGGUGCUCUGCUAAUAACCUGCAAGAAGAAGGAACAUAACUUCCACACGAGGGGAAAAUUUGAUGAGAACAACCCCAAAGCACUGGCAUCGCAUGGAUGGAAGCAUUAUAAAUCGGCCAUGGCCCGAGACUGGUUCACCAUCAAUGCCCUAUCUAGAAACCCAGCCGUGUUAAAAGACGAAGAACUUUGUGGGUUUUCUGACCUGAAGAUUGGUGAAGAAUUAUGUCAAAGGUUGAAGUCGGCAGGAAUAGAGGUGCCCACAGAUGUUCAGAAGCAGACAAUACCAGAGGUGUUACUUGGGAAAAAUGUUCUGUGUGCAGCUCAGACUGGCAGUGGAAAAACUCUUGCCUAUUUGCUUCCCAUCAUGGAGAACCUGUUAUGGCAGAAAACUUCUAAUCCAAACGAGGUCAACAACUGUCCACGAGCUAUCAUACUUGUUCCAUCUCGAGAACUCGUUCACCAACUCAGGGGGGUUGCCGUGGUGUUUGACGAUUUGCUGGUGUUCAGAGCUCUGACCGGAGGUCGGCACACUACAGCGAAAUUGAUGUACACAAAGAAUGAGCCUAUUGAUAUCCUCAUGGCAACCCCAGGAGUGUUUAAGCAGUUUCUGACACAUGGUAAAAUCCGUCACUCCCAGCUGCAACACAUUGUCUUAGAUGAAGCUGACACUUUAUUGGACGAUAGCUUUUUUCCUGAAAUCCGAUUCAUACUAACAAAAAUGCGGAUACAUGGUGGAAAGGCCAUUCAGGACCGAGGAUCAUCUGGUGUUCAGGUAAAUUUGGUCAGUGCCACCAUACCCAGGGACCUGCAAAAUAACAUUGGCUCAUUAUUAUCGAUGGACAGUAUUGCUAAAGUAACAUCUAGAUGCCUUCAUACUGUUUUGCCCCAUAUCACACAAACAUUUAUACGGACAAGAAAAUCGGAUAAACCAGCUGAACUUUUGAGGAUAGCCAGACAAAAUGUGGAAAACAAAGUUCCAACCAUGGUCUUCUGCAAUCACAAUGCUACCAGUUACUUUGUUACGAAAUUCCUGGAAGAAAACAAAAUCCCGAGUACAUUAUUGAAUGCAGAGAUUAACUCACAGUUCAGAGAAGGGAAGUUUGAUGAUUUUCAAAGUGAGAAGUCUGAUGUAAUUGUUUGUACAGAUGUAGCUUCAAGAGGUCUGGACACCAUUAGAGCUCGACAUAUAGUAAACUAUGAUUUUCCCAAUUUUAUAUCGGACUACAUUCAUCGUAGUGGGCGAGUGGGUCGCAUUGGGUCACAUGGUCAUGGGACAGUUACCAGUUUUAUCUCCGAGAAGUGGGAUGUGGAAUUGCUCUGGCAAUUGGAGACAGCAGUUAGAAAACGUCAAACCUUCCACAACGUGAAUGCUAACAUCAAACGGAAGAUAGAGGGAGUGCAAGAGUACUGAAAUUUGGUGAACAGGAGAGCAGAGGUCUUUCUAUGGCGUUGACUAAUGCAAAUAUGUCACAUAUUUUACAGAUGUAUAAAAGCAUUAAAAAAAUAAUUAUUAUC
This is a messenger RNA of Ostrea edulis (European flat oyster), 2046 nucleotides long. Its product is annotated as probable ATP-dependent RNA helicase DDX28. Gene Ontology annotation, molecular function: nucleic acid binding; RNA helicase activity; ATP binding. The record is from RefSeq and is a predicted model, not a curated record. NCBI's taxonomy places the organism in Eukaryota, Metazoa, Mollusca, Bivalvia, Ostreida, Ostreidae. The transcript is spliced from 16 exons. The coding region runs from base 353 to 1942 and encodes 529 amino acids.